GCCACCGCAGCCAAUAGAAUUUUGAGAAAAGGUUAAGGGACACGAGUUUUUCCACCAAUCAUAAAAAAAAGCUCGGCGGAGGUUUCCGAGGUGGCGUUCCGUCCCACGGAGGAGAUGGCCGAAGGAGAGCUGUAUGAAAAGGUUUCUAAGAAGGGAGGCCUGACUGCUGGAGACUGCCAGGGAGAGACAGAGCCCUUCAGCCUUGUGCAGAAACUGCGCACCAGGAUCACCAAAUCGGUGCAGUCCAAGGUGGACAGUAUAUUGCUUGAUGUGCAGAAGCUGAGCGACAAUGACAAGCUUUACCUGUAUCUCCAACUCCCACCCGGACCUAGCGCCCCGGAGAAAAGCAACGUGGACAUUAGCGGUGUGAACACGGCGGAGCACAUGUACGCUUGCACUUGGAUACGUAACCAUCUAGAGGAACAUACAGACACCUGCCUGCCCAAACAAGACGUGUAUGAUGCCUACAAGCGAUACUGCGAUAACCUCUGCGGGCGCCCACUCAGCGUGGCCAAUUUCGGCAAAAUCAUACGAGAAAUAUUUCCUAAUAUAAAGGCCAGGAGGCUGGGAGGAAGAGGACAGUCCAAAUAUUGCUACAGCGGCUUACGAAGGAAGAGCAUGGUGAGCAUGCCUCCGCUACCCAGCCUGGACCUGAAAAUGGCGGAGAGUUCCGAGCUGACCGACCUGGUUCAGUCUUACAACAAUGACGUGAUCAACGCCUCCUGCGCCUUGAUCUGCAACUGGGCAGAGAAGAUCCUGAAGCGUUCGUUUAACAACGUGGUCGAGGUAGCUCAGUUCCUAAUACAGCAGCACAUCAUUAACCCCCGCAGUGCCAACGCCGAGCUCGUCCUGUCUAUGGUCCUCUCAGAAAAUUCUCAGAGCGGCGCCCAGAAAAUACCCAAACCGACAGCGGACGCCACGAGCAGUGCAAGACCGGCCACCCCAGACGGCAGCUCCGACCCCUCAGCAAAGAUCAAAAAGGUCGCACACCCGCCUCCGGAAUGCCCCCAGCCCCUAAAGAAGCGCCCCUCGGACGCCCCCAAGACAGUCAGCAGCCCCCAGGUAGAUGCUUUGGUGGCCCGACUGCCCGUGCUGUUGCCCCGGCUUUCUUCAGAGGAUAAGUUUGUGAGUUCCAGCUCUCCCAUCCGCUUCGCCGCUCCAGUGCUGGCCUCAAAUAUACUCCCGGGGCCGCUGAAAGUCUCCCCCCUGCCUUUUGCGUCCGUUCCUCCCGGCGUGCCGCUCGCUGUGACUGCGGGGGUGAACGGGGCCGGGCUGGUCUCUCAGCCCGUAGCCCCUAAAGUCAUCAGCAUGAUUCUGCCCGAAGUAGUAAGCCUGGAAACUCCCCCCCUGCCCAAAACCACUCCGAAAGGGCCGUCCAGAGAAACACCUGGAGCACCGGGGGGCAACAGUGAAAACAGAGGGGCCAGGCGGCACGCGGCGUCCCCCUCCGCAGCUGGCGGGGACUGCCCAUCGAAGCGAAAGCGGGGUCGCCCCAGGAAGUUAGACGCACCCCACCUGGCCAAGUCUUCCACCCCAGGAGGCUCAGUCAUAGAGAGGAGAUGUGGGGAGGACUCCAGCCGCGGCUGCACCCCCCCGAAGACCACCGCAACACCCACCCCCUCGCAACCAAAAGAUGCUGCAGCGUCGCACGCCGAGGCAAAGGAAACCCUGCGGCGUGAAGCGGCAGCCGGCGGGACCCCACCGAGACCACCAGUCCCUCCUCAGCCGGCAGAGAAACAAGAAAAGCCAUCGCCGGCAGAGCCCAGGAACCCCCCAGCGGCGACGGCCCCCAUUCAGGUGAGCGUCAUCCAGGACGGGAGGCAGAGCGCCGUACACUGGACGGUGAGGAGAGGAAUGGUCGAGAGAAUGCAGAGAGCAACGGAGCAAACGGUGGGCUCUGCCACGGGAGAAGGGGAGCGCGACACAGUCCACACGUCCCCCCUUUAACGGCCACCCACGGGGCGCGGACCCUCAUUGGGAGCGAUGCAGCUGACAAAACACUGCACCUGUGAUCCAGAACGUUCCCGGCGGCCUGUUCCUGCCUGCCCAUGGGGGUCCCUGCCUUACGUCCGUGGGGGUCCGCUUCCUGACAGCACGCAAGCCACAGAGCCCCCGGCGUCACGCUUCACGAGAACACGUUGGGCCGAGUUAGAAACGUUUGUAUAAUGUUUGUAAAAUGUUACAUUUCGUUGUAUAAUAUACAGUUAUUGCAAAUA
Molecule: messenger RNA, 2216 nt
Organism: Spea bombifrons (plains spadefoot toad)
Lineage: Eukaryota; Metazoa; Chordata; Amphibia; Anura; Pelobatidae
Gene: RFX5
Product: regulatory factor X5
Exons: 10
Coding region: 115-1947 (610 amino acids)
Biological process (GO): regulation of transcription by RNA polymerase II
Molecular function (GO): RNA polymerase II cis-regulatory region sequence-specific DNA binding; DNA-binding transcription factor activity, RNA polymerase II-specific
Source: RefSeq, a predicted model, not a curated record